GUGUUUCGCCUCAGUAAUUGUGUUGACUUGGCUCACAAAACAGUAGAGGCCCUCACCACGCCGAAUGUUGACCUCAGGAUUUUAACUUUUGUUUCACAAGCAACGAAAGCCCUCUGGCUUCUCAUUGACCGCAUGCUGUGGUUUGGAAAAGUGGGCAUCAUCAAAGUAUGUUCCUUAGACACAUAGUAAUGUUUUGGUUUUUUCCCUCUACACUGCUCAAGUUCACAAACUUCAUACACUAGGUUUGGUGUUCAUCAGAAAUCAUAUAUUGAAAGUAGUGAAUUUUAUUAAUCUGAAUGAGUUGUUGCAUUUUAGGUCAACAGACCUUGAUCAUUUUCAUAUUAAAAUCUUUAAUAAUUUUCUACCUAGCACUAAGUAGAAAUUGUCCCUAGAUCCCUACAUGUGGUAGCUCUUCUUUUUGCAUAUUAAUGUAAUUAUAUGAGAUUGGAUGAAGCAUUAAUUUAUUAUUUUGUGAAUGAAAAAAAUUAAGUUCUCAUUAGCAUGUUAUGUGCAACAUUUUGAUAGCAUUACAUCUUCCAACACACAGGACAUGCUUACAGGCAAGCCAAAUACAAAUUGUUAAAAUACCACCUCAUCUUUUCUGUAUAGAUAUAAUUUUAAGAUUAAAAAUUUUGUUGUCAAAUUAAUAAAUGUAGAGAUUUUCAACACAUCUUGUACUUUAAAAAAAAAUCUAGAUUGACCAGAUGUUUUGGACGUCAUGGUCCCUGAGUGCGUGGCUUGUUGCCCUGGCAACCGCCAGCAUUGCUGACAUGAUUAAACUUCAAAAUGUUCAGAACAAACUGCAUCUGUUUCUGAAACAAAAUGGAAAACAAGCCAAGAUCUCUGACAAGCUUCAGGUUUGUGAUUAGACUGGAGUGAUUCUCCCCUUGAAUAGUUCUAUGUGUUACUGUUACAUUAUUGCAUGUUGAAGAUUUUUAUUAUUUAUUAUUUUAUUUGUAUUUAAUUUUAUGUUGAAGGCUUGGACUGUUUUAACAUGCAUGGGCUCUUUUAUAAAUUGGUCAUAUUGUGUCGUGGUAUUUAACUGAAUUUUUUCACUAAGGUUAAAAGAAAUAAAAGACAUGUUUGAUCACGCCUAACACCAAAUCUUUGGUAGGAGAAACAGAAACUUCACCAAAUAAAAACAACUCAUGCCAAAAAAAUCUAAAGAAUGUGAAAUAAGAAUAACUUAAGUCACUCAUGGUACACUAUAAAUGUGUUUAUUUACGGUUUCUAUGGAGAUUGCCAUAAAGGGUUGUCCUAGUUUAAUUUAUAAGCUCUGUAUUGCUGUCACUCAAUGAGCAUAUCACAGUCACUGUAUCAUGAUAAUAAUAAUGUUCUGUGUUGAAGCUUAUCUGGCAGUUUUAUUGAGGCACUUGGGUUGGUGGAAAACAACUAGGGCAUAUCCCAUUGGUCUUCACCAAAUACUUUAUGGGCUCUUGUGUAUAGUCAUCCAGAAAAUGUAUUGCCAAAAUGUAAAUGUGUAUUUAGGGUCCUAAAUUUCUGUCACUUCCGUAUCAUUAGACUGGAAUUGCUUUUAAAAAAAAAGAACAAUGUUACUUUUGACAGAUAUCUUUAAUUGUAUUUAAACUUGCUUUUCUCAGAUUGAAAUGCACUCAGUGAGAAUGAACUUCUGGCCAGAGUUUUGUGACCUUUUUAUACCCCUCGGCGGAUUGAGUUAUGUUAGUCCAGGAUUUUCCGCCUUAACAGGUGUCAUCUCUUCCGUCAUUGGAUUUCAACAAGAGUGGGAAAAACAUAUCAGCCCAUUCAAGCCUCAGUUAUAG
This is a messenger RNA of Lymnaea stagnalis (great pond snail), 1781 nucleotides long. NCBI's taxonomy places the organism in Eukaryota, Metazoa, Mollusca, Gastropoda, Lymnaeidae. The record is from the annotation of a GenBank genome assembly.